UUUUAAACACUUUUUAUUGUUUAGGUUGGAAACGACUUUGAUAAAUGUUUUAAGAGCAUGGAACAUGACGAUAUAGUUGAGAGAAGAAUAACCUGGUUAAUCGUUCUUGCCGUUCAGCGAGGUUCCCCUGCACAGUUAAGAGAUCUAGAACUUUGCUACGGAAAAUCUGACCAGGAGAGUGUGGCAAGGGUUCAAGAAAUAUAUACAGACUUAAGACUGAACCGAAACAUACCUAUCUAUAUCGAACAGAAAAUGGCUGAUAUUGAAAAAGAUAUUCAGCAGAUAGCAAAGGUUGACCGGGAAGGGUUGUCUCAGUCUUUAUUCUUCAAUCUCCUUCAAGAUAUCUCAUUGGACUAAAAUACUGAAGUUUACAGAAGGAACCGAAUGCUGCUCACUCUGGUUAGUCUGGUGUGAUAUUAUUGUGUGAUAAGUAACCAACAGCAAAAUAAUUAAUAAUAAAUGAUUUUAUAAACAU
Eurytemora carolleeae is the source of this 475-nucleotide messenger RNA. RefSeq names its product farnesyl pyrophosphate synthase. Lineage: Eukaryota; Metazoa; Arthropoda; Copepoda; Calanoida; Temoridae. The coding region runs from base 58 to 357 and encodes 99 amino acids. Gene Ontology annotation, biological process: trans, trans-farnesyl diphosphate biosynthetic process. Gene Ontology annotation, cellular component: cytoplasm. The record is from RefSeq and is a predicted model, not a curated record. The transcript has 6 exons. Gene Ontology annotation, molecular function: dimethylallyltranstransferase activity; (2E,6E)-farnesyl diphosphate synthase activity.